Messenger RNA from Colletotrichum chrysophilum, 384 nucleotides. RefSeq lists its product as uncharacterized. The coding region runs from base 1 to 384 and encodes 127 amino acids. The transcript has a single exon. The record is from RefSeq and is a predicted model, not a curated record. NCBI's taxonomy places the organism in Eukaryota, Fungi, Ascomycota, Sordariomycetes, Glomerellales, Glomerellaceae.
AUGAAGCCCUCAACCCUCCUCCCCUUCCUCCCCCUCGUCGCCGCCGUCGACAUGGCGCCCUACAAGCCCGCCGCCAACGUCGACGCCGCCUUCGACCCCUUCGUCGAGGCGUACUACCUCGCCUCCGAGGACAAAGCCGCGACCACGACCUUCACGGACUUCUGGCCCGCCACGGGGCAGCUGAUCAUCGCAGGGCGCACCUUCUCCGGGUACGCGGCCAUGCUGGGGGUCAAGCAGAGCCUGCUGCCGCCGGCGGGGGAUAAGUCGUGGUGGCACCUGAUCCGCGGGGCGAGCGUGGCGGGCGAGACGGCGGAGAGCAAGACGUUCGUGGCGGAGAUUGUGAUACAGACGACGUAUGUUGGGGGCAACUGUUCGCAGGCGUAG